Messenger RNA from Chelonia mydas (Green sea turtle), 2396 nucleotides. RefSeq names its product rod cGMP-specific 3',5'-cyclic phosphodiesterase subunit beta. The transcript has 14 exons. Gene Ontology annotation, cellular component: photoreceptor outer segment membrane. Gene Ontology annotation, biological process: retina development in camera-type eye; signal transduction. The coding region runs from base 906 to 2369 and encodes 487 amino acids. Gene Ontology annotation, molecular function: 3',5'-cyclic-nucleotide phosphodiesterase activity; protein binding. The record is from RefSeq and is a predicted model, not a curated record. Lineage: Eukaryota; Metazoa; Chordata; Testudines; Cheloniidae.
UGAAGUAACAAUGGAACAUGGAGUUGUAGGGUUAAACACAUAUCAGGGUUAAAAAGGUUGGUUGCUUCUAUUUAUCCUAGUUUGAACCUGGUCAGUCCCUUCCCUUAACCGAUUAGUAGCAUCCUCUAGCCACCCACUUCAAAUUCAGCAUUUGUUUCCCCUCUCAUAAUUUCCUUUAUAUCUGCACUCCACUGCAAGCCACCUUUUGAUAUGCCUGCCCAUGUACCAUACUGCCUCCCUUAUCAGCCCUUGGGGGGGGCCUCCUUCCACUUUGGUCUCUGCUUUCCUCCAUGCAGUCCGCUAUACAUGACAUUGCCAGGCGCUCUCAGUUCGUCAAUAUAGCUGCCUCUCCUUGUGAAAAAUUUCACCUUAGUCAGAGCACACCAAUAGUAGAGCACCAGUGUGCAACAGAGAGUACUUUACCUAGCCUAUUUUUUAAAAAAGCUAGGGCUGUAAAUCUUGACUACAUCUUGGUCACCUAUUGCUUUAUAUCUGUUUACUUUUGAUUGUGAGCUCCUCCACAAGGUCUGCAAGACUAAAGGCCUGUUAUAUUUCCCUUCUUUCCACUGCCCCAUCUUUCUUUCUUUCUUCUUUCUUUCUUUCUUUCUUUCUUUCUUUCUUUCUUUCUUUCUUUCUUUCUUGUUGAAUAUUGAAGUUUUAAACCAGUAAAUACACAACCAGUCCCACUUCAUUACCUAGUAACACUUUGUUACAGUCAAGAUGAAAAACUGGGAACUGACUGGAAUACACCAUGCAAAUUGAAACCUUUGAAUCUUCAAACUCAUCACUUGCUUCAUCUGUCCAUAAGAGUCUGAUCGUAUGAAUUUUAACUCACACAAGUAGAUCCUUUGAAAUCAACAGGACUACCUGGCUGACUAAGGAUUAUAUGUCUAAGUGCAUGUUGCAUGAUUAAUCAGAUAUGUUCCUGCUCCACAAAAAUCUCCAGGAAAUAUAUAUAUUCUCCAUCUUUUGUUUUAUUCAGAAACCCCACAGCAGAUCACUGGGCACUUGCUACUGGACUCCCAACGUAUGUCGCUGAAAGUGGCUUUAUCUGCAACAUUAUGAAUGCCGCUGCAGAUGAGAUGUUUAAAUUUCAGGAAGGUCCUGUAGAUGACUCAGGAUGGGUCAUCAAAAAUGUACUAUCUAUGCCAAUUGUAAACAAAAAAGAAGAAAUUGUUGGUGUUGCCACAUUUUACAACAGAAAAGACGGGAAGCCAUUUGAUGAACAGGAUGAGACUCUCAUGGAGUCUUUGACCCAGUUCUUGGGCUGGUCUGUCCUCAACACGGAUACUUACGAUAAGAUGAACAAGCUGGACAAUCGCAAGGACAUUGCUCAGGACAUGGUGUUGUAUCACGUGAAGUGUGAUAAGGAUGAAAUUCAGGAAAUUUUGCCAACAAGAGAGAGGCUGGGGAAAGAACCAAUGGAAUGUGAAGAAGAUGAAUUAACAGUAUUACUGAAAGAAGAACUGCCAGACCCCAUUCAGUCUGAGAUCUAUGAGUUCCACUUCUCCGAUUUCAAGUGUACCGAACUAGAGCUUGUGAAGUGUGGAAUUCAGAUGUACUACGAGCUUGGGGUGGUGAAAAAGUUCCAGAUUCCACAAGAGGUGCUUGUAAGAUUCAUGUAUUCUGUCAGCAAGGGUUACAGAAAGAUUACGUACCACAACUGGCGGCAUGGCUUCAAUGUGGCACAGACUAUGUUCACGCUUUUAAUGACUGGCAAACUGAAGCGUUACUACACAGACCUUGAAGCCCUUGCUAUGGUAACUGCAGCUUUGUGUCAUGAUAUUGAUCACAGGGGCACCAACAACCUUUAUCAGAUGAAAUCUCAACAUCCUUUAGCAAAACUUCAUGGUUCAUCAAUUUUAGAGAGACAUCACUUGGAAUUUGGAAAGUUCUUGCUUUCAGAAGAGUCUCUGAAUAUCUACCAGAAUCUCAACAGGAGACAGUUUGAGCACGUGAAUCAUUUGAUGGAAAUUGCGAUCAUAGCUACGGAUUUAGCACUUUACUUCAAAAAGAGAACUAUGUUUCAGAAGAUUGUUGAUGAGUUCAAGACGUAUGACAAUGACAAUGCCUGGACUGAAUAUUUGUCUCUGGAAACAACACGAAAAGAGAUUGUCAUGGCCAUGAUGAUGACUGCCUGUGACUUAUCUGCGAUCGCUAAACCCUGGGAAGUGCAGAGUAAGGUAGCGCUCCUAGUAGCUGCUGAAUUCUGGGAACAGGGAGACUUGGAAAUAAGCGUACUUCAGCAGCAGCCAAUCCCUAUGAUGGACAGGAGAAAAGCUGCUGAGCUUCCAAAGCUUCAAGUCGGUUUCAUUGACUUUGUGUGCACGUUUGUCUAUAAGGUAAGUGAGUUGCGCAGCAAGGAAUGACUGCUUGCUCGUGCAGCAGCAAUGAAU